CCCAAAAUAUCAUUUGAUUGGUUUCAAGUGGACAAUUCAGAAUGACGCCACAGUAGGCGUCAGCUGAAGCGGCUCAGUCAAUUUUCUUUCUCCAAGUCCAUUGAACCAACCAUCACCACUCUCCGCUCACGCUCGCUCCGCCGAUAACUUGCUUCUCUCCGGCGAACUUCUCCGAUCUCUUCUCCGGCCACUCCAAGUUUUGUAGACGAUGAUUAUUACUAAGCAGUAUCGCUGCAUACACUCAGCAAGUUGUAAGUGUACAAAAGGGCAUCUUAACGAAGAAAUUAUAUUUCUGGUUUUUCAGCAAUUGAAUUGGAAUCCUAAGUCGAUUGCAAGUUUAUCUUGUGUAUGCAAAUGGUUUGAUGACCUUGCAAAGAGAGUGCUCUGGAAGGAGUUUUGUAAGACUAGAGCUCCCAAAAUGAUGCUUGAUUUACAGUCUAGUGGGAGUCAUAGUGUUGAUGGGAACUGGAGAGCUCUUGGAAAGCUUCUUAUUUACUGCUCUGGAUGUAAUAAAGGUGGCUUAUUCAAUAGCAUCCACAUUCCAGGACACUUUGUUUAUAGAACUAGGUUCUCUAGGACCUCCGGAAAGAGCUUUCUGUUACCACAAUGCAGGACAGAUGUUUUGUAUGUUUCUGAUCCUUGCGAGCAUCUUGACCAAGGAGAUGAGGGGGAUAUUGGAUUUUUUCGGGGAAUAUUUAAAUCCUUUGCUUCCUCAAAAGUUCGUAAAAUGUUGAUUAAGAGAGAGGCUCAGCUCCAUCCAACAGAAGUGUGCCCUUACUGUAAGGCGAAACUGUGGAGCAUGCUGCAAGCAAAAAUGAUACCAGCUAGUGCCAGCUGUAGAUUGGGUGCUUAUGAAGAUGCAAUUGAGUAUUAUGUGUGCCUUAACGGGCAUGUGCUUGGGAUAUGUACCCUCUUGCCCUUGUCUGAUUCUGAGGAAGCUUCAGAUCACAGUGAUGCAUAAAUGCAGAUAGGAAAAAGAUGAUAGAAGUCCUUGGAUUGUUCUACUGCAUCACUGUCUGCAAUUGAUAUAUUGCUUUAUCCACAGGUGUUAGACGGGUUUCCAUCGAUUUGGGAACUUGGUGGGUGCUGUUCACUGAGAGAUCUAGUCAUAGAGCCAUUCAGUGGAAGGUCUCUUUCAGUGGACAUGGAGUUGUUUCUCCGCAAGCUUGUCACUUCCCAAACUUCUCUGACCAGCGCAGUCCAAUGGAAUCCUAUUCCUGUCCAUUGUGUCUCAGUUGUAACAAAGCACCAUCAGAGUUUCUUUGUAUAUUUUAUGAUCUCAAAUGUGCAUCUUAUUUGAGUGACACGUUGGAAUCUGUAACAUUUCAUUGUUGUUUGUUGUGAAGCAGUUAAGUUACACCAUGUAAAUUUUGAAAAAUUAUAUGCGAUUCUGGUGCUGCCGAGUCUUGCCAUUCUUUCA
Nicotiana tabacum (common tobacco) is the source of this 1420-nucleotide messenger RNA. Its product is annotated as EID1-like F-box protein 2. The record is from RefSeq and is a predicted model, not a curated record. Gene Ontology annotation, molecular function: protein binding. NCBI's taxonomy places the organism in Eukaryota, Viridiplantae, Streptophyta, Magnoliopsida, Solanales, Solanaceae.